GGCUGAAAAAUAUUCUUUGGUAGAAGAAGCACUUGCACUUUGGAUAUCAAGAGCAAAUACUGCGUUGCAAACAAUUACGAGUGCAAUAGUUAAACGUAAAGCAAUACAACUCGUGGAAGGGCUUGAAGUGACAGGUUUCAAUGCAUCUGAUGGAUGGCUUUCAAAUUUCAAAAAAAGGCACCAUAUAAAGAAAUACAAACGUUUAGGUGAAGCUACAA
Molecule: messenger RNA, 218 nt
Organism: Racocetra persica
Lineage: Eukaryota; Fungi; Glomeromycota; Glomeromycetes; Diversisporales; Gigasporaceae
Source: the annotation of a GenBank genome assembly